AUGGCGCCUGCUGGAAAAAACACAACACCAGGGAGGAGAAAGAGGACCGACAAUCAAUACUUCGAUGUGGGCAAGGUUGGGCGCAAGACCGGCAUCACGCUGAAAGACACGGGCGUACGCGACGAGCAUGGACUGGAGCCAUUAUCUGGCAUCUACUCUUCACCUGGCUCGGCGCAGCAGAAUGGCAGUAAGACUCUCGAGAGCGAUGAAAUGGACGUGCAAAACAGUACGUCCAUUUCACGAAUCUCCUCUCUCACCGGCAAUACUGACAUGGUACCUCUAGGCUCCGCGCCAGAUGUAGCGACGACACUCAGUCAGCGCAGAACACCGCGCUUCCCGCCCCCCCGCCAGUCAACCCCAAGGCAUACAAACAUUGGCUCGCCCAGGCGCAUGUCUUCGGUCAAACAGAACACUCGAGCGAAAGGUGCGGUCGAUGAGGACGACGAAGACGCGCACGCGCAGCCCCGGGCGAACCGACGUCUGGACUUUGGAGGACCCUCCAACAGGGACAACAAGAGGGCUUCGGUUGUAGACGCGCAAAGUCCGUUCAAACCUAAGAAAGUCUUGAGAAGGUCAACGGGGCCCGCGCGACGAGAUCCAUUCGACUUGCAUGAUGAGGAUGAUGAUUCCGACGGUGCGAAAACUUCCAUUGAACACACGAACGGCGUUCUGGACGACGACGAGAAUGUCGAGGAGUCCAUCGAAAGAGAUGACCCUCCCGUUUUCAUGGACGAUGGAGACUCAUAUCCUAUGGAAACAGAGCAUACUGCUGUGAGCUUGGACGAGCCAAACCAGCAGCAAGCUGGCGAAAGUCCCUUGAAACGCAAACGUGGCCGGCCGAGGAAAUCUGAUCGAUCUGUUGACAAUAGCCAACUUAGUGCGUCAACAGGAUCCGGCAAGAAGCGCACCAGGAGCAGUAUAGAGAAUGAUCAGUCUCUAAACGACAGCACAGCGUCCGCUGGACACGCCUCGAUGGGGCCCCCGCCCAAGCGACAUCGAUCUUCGAAUGCAGACAAAGUCAUCAUACACCACGAUGAAGGAACCGAAGCCAUUGAUCCGUCCAUGAUUGCGUUUGGAGACGAAUAUCAGGCAGACGGCGACAUGGUCCCAGAAGAUGAGGCCGGUGCGCAAACUCAACUAGACGCUCAACUUGAAGAACAACAAGAACCACAGCCUGCGAAGAAAGGCAAGGGACGUCCUAAAGGGAAAGGCAAAGCCGCUGCAACGAGAGAGACAAGUUCGAAGGCCGCAGCGCAGAAGAAGGGUAGUCCUGUGAAGCUUGAUGGGUCACCUUCGAAGAAAGCGCGGAGUGGCAGUGCUGGCCCAAUUAGCAAUGUCAACUUGCGAGCCACUACUCCUUUCGAGGACGCAUCCCAUCAGGUUUCGCGCGCUGGGCGCAACCUGAUCCAGCCGCUGAAGUUCUGGGAGAACGAAUCUCGGAUUUGGCGAGCUGGUGAAAUUGAAGGCAUUGUACGUGCAGAACAAGUCGAGAAGCCCAAGCCUGUCAAACGCAAGAAGAAGGGAAGGAAAGGAAAAGGAGGUCGACUUCAAGAUAUCGCAGAAGAAAGCGAGGCUGAGUCGGUCAUGCCAGACGAAUGGGAAGAGGAAAUGGGCGUGAUCACCGGCACCGUCGCCAGCUGGGAUCCAGCCACGAAGAACGGCGAUGCAAACAACCCUGUGCAAGAAGGUAUGGUUGCAGAUGCCUUGUGUUUGGCUUUCAUCUGAUGUUCUACUAACCACACACACAGAUCUCGCGUUCGCAGCUUCGUCAAUCAUAACGCGUGACGUUGCCGGAAGCGAAUUCAAAUAUGCCAAGAUCAUGACGAUACCCUUCUUUGGCGCCGGCGUUGUCGAACUGCCUCCGGAAGGCUUUAAACGCGCCAAGAACAGCCGCAAGAUGCAGAUGGUCUUCUUUGUUCACGAGGGCAAAGUCUUGGUGGAGGUUGGCGCGAUGGGUCUGGAGGUCAACUCAUUUGCGCUCAGCAAGGGUGGAGUUUGGAUUGUCCCAAGAGGUAACGUUUCCCCUUCAUCAUUCCUUUCAUCCCCAUCCUUUCUCCGGAAUCGUGCCCACAAUUUCGCCGGAACAUGUCUGGCUCGGCAUCGGCCACGCUUCGUCUCCUCGCUGUCCUUGUCAAGCGGACAGGCUCUGUUAUCUCGACCAUGGAUCUGAGGCGCGUAUGCGGGUCCAACUCAUGGCUCCAUACGAAGCGGUGAACUCACCGCAACAACCGCAAUGGCACUCUGGAGUCCGGAUCCCUUGAAAGAAGAUGCAAGCGGCCUAGCGGUGCGCCUGCGGCCGCGACUCGAGCCAAAUGGACCGUUGUCCGGGGCGGUGUAUGUGCGACCAGCGCUGUCACCUUAGAAUUCGGUUGCACGUUCGUUGCACUGCACGAGCCUCUGCUGGACGACGUGGUACAUACGGCUCGAGGGCGGCUCGGGCGGCAGCGACAGAAACCAGAAAAGGAGCCCGCUUGUGCUGGUGCCUUGUCGCCGCGGUUGCUGCUGUGCAACAGAACUGUCGCUCGCCUGUCGGCAUGACAAGGCUAGGAUGUGCUCGGAUGGGGGAAAGCGGUGCAGCCGGACUACUGGAAUCCUGCUCUCGAAACUGGCCUGUUCCCUGUGCUGCUGCUUGCUUCUGCUGACGCCACCUUGCCGCGCUCUCUAAUGGUUUGGAUGAGCGCGAGUGGACGACGAAAGGCCUCAACUGUGCAACGUUACAACGCAUUACCCGCCGCCGGAGCCGAGUGGUCUUCGUGUGCCCAUGUCCAUCUUCGCCUCGCUCUGAAAUUCGCUAUCUUUGCGAUUCAUCGUUCGCAUAUGCGAACAACCCUGGCACUCACAUACACGUGAUUGAUUCACCAGGAUGAACUGGGGCUAAUCCAUACUCUUUGUGCAUACAGGGAAUAAUUACGCCAUUACAAACGAGAGCAGCACGACGACUGCCAAGAUUUUCUUUGCACAGGGAUGUGUGGUUGAGGGAGCGGAAUAG
This is a messenger RNA of Lecanosticta acicola, 2989 nucleotides long. The record is from the annotation of a GenBank genome assembly. NCBI's taxonomy places the organism in Eukaryota, Fungi, Ascomycota, Dothideomycetes, Mycosphaerellales, Mycosphaerellaceae.